UCAUAUACACCCGUACAUGCGUGUUAAUGCAAACUCCAAACUCGCAUUGUAAAUAAACAAUAUACUAUGAGCAACUGAAGUAACAAAAUGUGAAAAGAACGUAUAACUGUAUUAACAAUGGAAAACGAUUGUUCAGCGAUCGUUUAUGUUGCGAGCGAAGACAAGGAAUUAUCCCUUACAAUUACUUAUGGACAAACAAUUGAAGACCUUUGUAUUAAGGCCUGUAAAUCUCUUGGUAUAGGUCCAGUAGCCAGGCAUCUUUUUACUCUUAGAGAUCAUUAUACGAAACUUUGGUAUCCAUCAGCAUACACCUUGGAAAUGAAAGAUAAAAACAAAUAUGAAUUUAGGUUAAGAUUUAAACCUUCAAGUUUACACAGACUGAAGCAGGUUGACAUAAAAGCCUACGAUUAUUAUUUUCAACAGGCACGUUCAGAUGUUAUGGAUAAUAAGGUACCAGACAUUGUUUAUGAAAGACAUAAACAAGAAUUAAUUGGUCUUGGUGUUAGUGAUAUGUAUAGAGUGAUGUUAGAAAAAAAAAUAUCAAGAGAAACAGUGCAAGCGGAAUACAGAAAAUAUAUUCCUAAAGAAUGUAUAAAGCGUCAUGCAUUUUUUAUUAGAAAACCAAUUCAGAAUGCGCUUCGUAAAAUAUCUGGAUAUGAUGCAAAUUAUGUUAAAGAACAGUAUUUGAAACAAUUUGAAUGUAUGGCACCAAAUUACCCAUAUGAAGAAUAUGAAGCUUUAAUGGAUAGAGGUCUUCAAGAUCCUCCAGCAAAAAUUACUUUAAGAGUCAAUUUUGACGAAGUAAAAUAUUGUGAAACAAUUACUAAUCCAUGGAUUACAUUAUGUGCAAUCGAAGAUUUAUGUUUUGUUUCUAUAAGACAAGAUAACACAGUGGAAAUAUCAAGAAAGAAUGGUAUACCUUCAUACUUAAUAUUUUCAAACAAUGCAAUUUUAGUGUCCUUUGUUUCUGCUCUGGAUGGUUACUAUCGCCUAGCAGUUAAAUGGACAUUUAAUUUAUGUGGAGAAAUUGUCACCCCUUCUUUAGAAAGGUUACAUAAAUUAAAAUGUCAUGGUCCAGUUGGGCAAGAAUUUUCAUAUAUGAAACUCCAAAAAAAGCGUGCUAAUAAACCAGGUUCUUAUAUACUUAGAGAGAGUGAAACAGAGUACAAUGUAUAUUAUUUAGAUGCAUGCAAUAAGGAAGGAAAAUUAUUUUCAAAGAGAAUAGAAGAAAGGAUUGAAUCAGAUGAUUUCACUAUUACUGGUGUUUCUAGUCGAUACAAUACAUUGGCACAAUGUGUCUCAUCUUUCCAAGAUUCUGAUGGACAGCCAUAUCUUUCAGAAUGUUUACCGCCAUCAGAAUAUGAUAAAUCAUCAUUAUUACUUUGUGCUCCUGAAAGUGCAGUUAGUGAAGUUGCAGCUGAUGAACAAAUAGUUGCUUCAGUUUUAGAAAUUGGACCUCGCUGUGUACCUCAAAAUCAGUUAGAAAUUUACAAACCUUUUUUAAGAACUACUAGGCUUCAACAAUGUUCACCAACAGCUCUUUAUAGAGCAAUUUGGAGAUUAACUAAAGGAAAAAAAUUAGAAGUUGCUCUGAAAAUUUUAAAAGAAGAAGAAAUACAUUUUACAAAAGAAUUUUUGGAACUUGCUGGAAAAUGGUCCCUAUUGCGUUCAAGCGCUGUUGUAAGAUUGUAUGGUUUAACAGUAACACCAUCCAUUGGGAUGCUUCUGGAAUUGGUACGACAUGGCUCUCUUGAUGAAUAUUUACGUAGUUCUUCUUCUCAAACUAUCAAAACUGUAGAUAUGGUAGAAGCAACAGCUUGUUUAGCCACUGCUCUUUGGCAUCUUGAAGAGAAUGGUGUAGUUCAUGGUAACAUUAGAUGCAAUAAACUGCUAGUACAUGCCCAUACUAAUAAUAGUUUUGUCGUAAAACUUGCCGAUCCAGGAAUAUUUGUAUAUACAGAAACAGAUAUUCACUGGUUACCUCCAGAAACUUAUAAUGAUCCAGAAUUGGCUAGACAUAGUUUUCAGGCAGAUGUUUGGGCUGUUGGAACAACAAUUUGGCAAAUAUUUGCUAGGGGAGCCACAUUGCAAGAAUUCCGAAAUACUUCUAUUAUGAAGAAAUAUUAUGAAUCUGGAAAACGUUUACCUAUUCCAAAUGGUUGUCCUAUGGACGUAUAUAGGUUGAUGCUUGAAUGUUGGGGAGAUUCAAGUGGUUCUAGAAAACAACCUCAAGCAAUUAUGAGAGACAUUAAUCAAAUUCUGUAUCAAGUAUACAAUUCUCGCAGAAGUCAUACGUACGCAACAGCUUUCCCUAAAACUUUUACUCCUGAAUUGAAAAAAUUUGAGCAAGAUAACCCUGACUCCAGCGAUAAUAGAUCAAUAAAUAGUGAAUCAAGAAGUAGCAGUCUUUCUACAGACAAUACAAGUCUUCAAUGGAAUGGCACUGAUGAUAGUAUGCAAAGUUUAAUUAACACCAAUGAUAAUUAUGCAGGCAGUACAGAAGAUCUCUCUGCAUAUUUAGGUUGGUUAUCUAAUGCAAGAAGAGAUUCAGAAGGGUGUCCAAUUUCUCAAAAUAACAUUCCUAACAUGAACUGUAUUGAACACUCCACUCAAGCUCUGCGAAUAGGACACCCUGGUGAUUUAGGCGAGGUAAUGGGAAGAAAUGAAUCUGGAACAGGAGAAGAUUGUGGGUCUGGAGGAAGUAGCAAUGGUUCUUUAGGUCAAAUGCGAGGCAUUUAUGAAUUAGAUAUCGAUUGUAAUAUAAUUCUACAAGGCAGAAUCGGUCAAGGUUUUUAUGGGGAAGUUUAUAGAGGUACUUUGGAAAGAGAAAAUGGGAAAGAUAUUGAACCACAACAAGUUGCUAUAAAAAAAUUGAAAACAAGAGCACUUGAAGCAGAUAUAAGAGACUUUGAAAGAGAGAUUGCUAUAAUGAAGACCUUGAAACAUCCAAAUGUAGUGGAAAUUCUCGGUGUAAUAUCAGAACCUGAAGUUUGUUUGGUAAUGGAAUAUGUAAAACAUGGUUCAUUGCAAAGUUAUCUAACAAUUCACAAACAAGAAUUGACUCAUAAAAGACUAUUAGGGUUUGCUUUAGAUAUUGCAACAGGAAUGGAUUAUUUAGGUAGUAUGAGUAUUGUUCAUAGAGAUCUUGCUGCAAGAAAUAUUUUAGUUGCAGAUGAAAAUAAAGUUAAAAUCAGCGACUUUGGAUUAGCUCAAGUUACUGGAAAAAACGAUUACUACAUUUUACAAACUGAUCGAGGCCUUCCUAUUAAAUGGUAUGCUCCAGAAAGUAUUAGAGAUGGAAAAUUUUCUACUCGAUCAGAUGUAUGGUCAUUUGGUGUAACAAUGUAUGAAACAUUUGGCUUUGGAGAAGAACCACGUUUACCUGGCCUUGAUUCAAGUAUAGACCGUCUUCAAAAUGAACAAGAAAAAGGAAGUACUGAAUUGUUGGCUGCAUUAGAAAGAGGCACUCGUCUUCCUUGUCCGUCUACCUGUCCACAAGCAAUUUAUGUAAAACUUAUGUAUCCUUGCUGGCAUUUACAAAGCCAUCAGAGACCAGAUUUUGCAACUCUUUGCAAGGAUAUUAAAGAUCUUCUUGCUCAAUACUAAAAAGCAAAGAUAGAAAAUAAAAAAUACAUGUGAAAUUAAGUGUAAUUUAGGCAAAUUCAAC
Bombus pascuorum is the source of this 3667-nucleotide messenger RNA. RefSeq names its product tyrosine-protein kinase hopscotch (gene hop). Lineage: Eukaryota; Metazoa; Arthropoda; Insecta; Hymenoptera; Apidae. Gene Ontology annotation, molecular function: non-membrane spanning protein tyrosine kinase activity; ATP binding; cytokine receptor binding. Gene Ontology annotation, cellular component: cytosol; cytoskeleton. Bases 118 to 3606 code for a protein of 1162 amino acids. Gene Ontology annotation, biological process: cell surface receptor signaling pathway via JAK-STAT; hemopoiesis; cell differentiation. The record is from RefSeq and is a predicted model, not a curated record. The transcript is spliced from 12 exons.